This is a messenger RNA of Selaginella moellendorffii, 562 nucleotides long. Its product is annotated as 60S ribosomal protein L35. Gene Ontology annotation, biological process: translation; maturation of LSU-rRNA from tricistronic rRNA transcript (SSU-rRNA, 5.8S rRNA, LSU-rRNA). Gene Ontology annotation, cellular component: ribosome; cytosolic large ribosomal subunit. The transcript has 4 exons. Gene Ontology annotation, molecular function: mRNA binding; structural constituent of ribosome. The record is from RefSeq and is a predicted model, not a curated record. Lineage: Eukaryota; Viridiplantae; Streptophyta; Lycopodiopsida; Selaginellales; Selaginellaceae. The coding region runs from base 102 to 473 and encodes 123 amino acids.
UGCAAGCUUAAAAAUGUAAAAAAUGUACAUCUGUAAUGGUUAGGGUUAGGUUUAAAUUUCCAGGGCGGCUAGGGUUUUAGGGUUGUGGGGAAGCCGCAAAGAUGGGGAAGAUCAAGGUGCACGAGCUGCGCACGAAAUCUAAGCAGGACUUGCUCGUCCAGCUCAAGGAGCUCAAAUCCGAGCUCGCUUUGCUGCGCGUGGCCAAAGUCACUGGAGGCGCCCCCAACAAGCUCUCCAAAAUCAAGGUCGUGAGGCUCUCGAUCGCGCGCGUUCUCACAGUAAUCUCCCAAACCCAGAAGGCCAAGCUGAGAGAGGCCUACAAGAACAAGAAGUACAUGCCUCUGGAUCUUCGUCCCAAGAAGACCCGAGCGAUCAGGCGACGCUUGACAAAACAUCAGCUUUCCCUCAAGACGGAGAAGCAAAAGAAGAAGGAGGCUUACUUCCCGAUGAGAAAGUACGCUGUGAGGGCGUGAGGAGAGACGCAAGCAGCGUGAGAUGGAUCUUCUUUCUUGUUUUCGAACGCGCUAACUAAUGCAAGAGGAAAAUUUUUCUUUGCAGUGUC